Messenger RNA from Symbiodinium sp. CCMP2592, 2298 nucleotides. The record is from the annotation of a GenBank genome assembly. Lineage: Eukaryota; Dinophyceae; Suessiales; Symbiodiniaceae.
AUGCUGCCUUUGCUCCGUGCUCGGAUCUUUUACGUUGCCAAGAAACUCUUGCAUCUGCAGGAGAACUUGCUCCUCAACGAAAGAGGCUGCAUCAAGCUAACAGACAUGGGCCUCGCGAAGAUUUGUGUUGGCAAGACAUACACCGCCUGCGGCACGCCGGACUACUUUGCACCAGAGCUGAUCGCAUCUACUGGUCACACGAAUGCAGUGGACUGGUGGACGCUAGGCAUCUUUCUCUUCGAGCUCCUCAGUGGCCACCCGCCUUUCGAGUCUUCCUACCCAAUGCAGACUUACCAGAAAAUCAUGCGCGGCAUCGCGAAGGUGGCGUUUCCGCCCAAGUGCAAAGGCUCAGCCGAGGAUUUGGUGAAGAGCCUCUGCAAGCACGAGCCUUCGGAGAGGCUUCCCAUGAAGAAGGGUGGCAGCCGGAACAUCAAGUCGCACCCUUUCUACAAGGGUUUCGAUUGGACAGCGUUCGAGACGCUCAAGCGACAACAGGGCUCGAGCUUUUUCGUCCUCUCCGCCAUGACCCGCAAGAAGUCCGGCGCCGGGCUGGGCAAUUCUUUGGCUAAUGACCGCCGAAAACGUGCGGAACAGGGUUACAAGGCCAGCGGUGUCGCGGAGGACAAGGCGCAUAGGUCGGUGCUCGAGCAAACCUCGCUGGAUGAUUUUAUCGCCAAAGCAGAGAACCUCGCAAGCAAUGGAAGCCCUGUGUGUGGCCACUGUCCAUUCCGUGAUGCUCCACCCUUCGGACUGAGGCUUGCGAAGGCCGACUUCCACGCCAUGAGUCAAGCUGUCGAGUGCACGACAGAGAUCAUCUACCGAGCAGCUUUGGAUCCGGCAGCCACCCGCGAGAGGGAGGCUGAGGCCAAGAAGGUGGACGUGCCCAUCCCGUGGCGCCCGGCCUGGAAAGAGGCUUCUUCUGCAGAAGAGCUCGCCUCGGCCGAGGGCCAAGCCUUCCUCGAAUGGAGGCGAGGGCUUGCGAAGCUCGAAGAAGAGGAUGGGUUGGUAUUGACGCCUUACGAGCGAAAUCUGGACUUCUGGCGCCAGCUUUGGCGUUGCGUCGAGCGCAGUGACGUCCUCGUGCAGAUCCUGGACGCACGGGAUCCUGAAUUUUACAGAUGCCGGGAUCUGGAGCGCUACAUCGAGCAGUUUCCGAACAAACGCCACCUCCUCCUGCUCAACAAGGCCGACUUCUUGAACGCAGAACAGCGCGAACAGUGGACAGCUUAUUGGAAAGAGAGGAGUGUGGAGACCAUCUUCUUCUCUGCCCUGCGGGAGCUCCAGAGGCAGCAGGCCUCUGCAUCCUCGAAUCGCCUGUCGGAGAAGGCGCAUGAGGUCGAGGAGGAGGACACCAGCGACCUCGCUGACAGCGAUGCAGAGGAGGAACUGGGGCAUUUGGACGAUGCGCAAAGUUCCGCGAGCUCCCGACGUCUUCCGCCGCACGGUCCUCUUGCAGAGCACCGGAUGAGUGGCGUUGCGGACUGCAGCCGGUUGUUGGACGAGCUGCAAGCCCGGAUGCCUCCUGGGAGCAGCUCCAGGAGAGGCAUUGUAGGCUUCGUGGGCUACCCCAAUGUUGGGAAAAGCUCGGUGAUCAAUGCUCUUUUCGGGGCGAAGAAAGUGUCGAUGAGCCGUACUCCCGGCAAGACGAAGCACCUGCAAACUCUGGAGCUCAGUGAUUCUAAUAUAACUCUCUGUGACUGCCCGGGCCUGGUUUUUCCAUCGGUGGUAGCCACCAGGGCACAUCUGGUUAUCAACGGAACCGUCCCCCUCGAUGAGCUCCGGGAUUUCAUCGAUCCCAUUCGGCUUAUCGUCGGCAAGAUCGGCCCUGAACCGAUCCUGAAGAGGUACGGUGUCAGUGCCUCGGAGGUCCGGGACGGUGCCAUCCGCCGCGGCGUCGGAGAGACCUCGGACGAGAUGGCGCAUCAGGUUCUGUGUGGCCUGGCGACGCACCGGCACCACUUCCUAAGAGUGGGUGUGCCAGAUGAGACCUGGGCUGCCCGGCGAGUGCUCCGCGAUUUUUGCACUGGGCAGCUGCUGCACUGCGAGUUUCCACCGGGCUGCGAGUCCAGCAGUGUUGGUCCGCAGAGUCACAUGCUCGAGGAAGAGGACUCCGAGUCAGACUUCAGUGAUCUCGACGCAUUCCUGGAGGCCGGCAAGGAGCGGAAGAUGACCAAGCGCAAGAUCCGCCAUCUGCAAAAGCAGAUGGCGAAAGGUGGCAGCAUCGCUCCCCAGGCCCUGGAGAGAAAGAAGGCUCAAUACGCUGGCAAGAACAUUCGUGGAAAGACGGUUUUGGGAUGA